GUUAGGCCUAAUAUACUUCUUGUUUCGUUUUCAUUAAAUUACGUAUUUAUUGGGAAAGUUCUUUUUCGAAAUUCGUAUGCAGCAUUAAGUUGACAGAGGAAAAGUAACAGAAGCUUCUUUACAUGGCAGAGGAUGUUACACUAUAAUUACUCAUCAAAAUACAAUCAUACCUUAUUGAUCCUGGUCUACAUUUAAAACAUAAUGGAUUUUUCUGUUAAGAAACUGACGUUACUCAUACUGGUUGUUGCAACAUGUAUAGAACUAGCACUCCUGCUUUCUAUGGUCAUAUACUGGCGUCUGUCAAGGGAAGAACUUCCAGAAGAUAAAAAACAGCAGCAGCAGCUAUGCUAUCGCUCUGAUCGAUUUCCUACCCAUUCUGAUCACAUAAGUAUCUGCCCUAGAGGCUUAGAGAUGAAUAUGAAAAAUGAUACAAAAACAUGUUGCGGAAACUCGGAUUUAAUCCUGGAUAACUUAGUUACAAAGGCACUCUCUGAAAAAUAUAACAGCGAUGUCAAUCCUGAAUUACCUUCGUUAGAUCUUGAAUUGGACCAGUGCAAUGUCACCAGAAUAAAACCGCCAAUGGUAAAACUCAUUGGACUCGCAGGAGACAUAAAUCCAGUCAAACAGAGUAACUCUUCAAAAAUAUUCUGGAAUUCGAAUAUUCAGACGUAUGCAACAUCCGGUCUGACAUACAAAUCCGAUGAAGGUACAAUUUGUGUAGGAAAGGCAGGAUACUACUUCAUCCACUCGCAAUUAAAAGUCAAAGUUAUCAGCACAAACGAUACAGAUGAUGAUGUCCGUGAUAUCUUCACUCACAACGUUCGUCUGAUUAAAAAGGACACUAGCUCUAUUAUUCUAGAAGAUAGAAAAUCCCAAUGUGAAAUGGCAUCCAAAGAGUCAGAAAUCACGAGCGCUGUUGGUGGCGUCUUCUGGCUUGAACAGAAAGACAGAUUGUACGUUGCAACAUCACACCCCAAACGUAUAGUACAGCGAGAUAAUUGUAUUGUCUUCAGCAUGCACAGUCUGUAAUUGAUUUUGUUACAAAGAUGUUUAGAAUAUUUUUAAAUAAAACCUGGUAAAUUGACUGUCUACUGGAUAAUACACACAAAAUUCUUAAAUGAAAUGAAAUUAAGGAAUUUCGCUCCAACAAAAUGGUCUUGUCAAACUUUAUGAAAUGUAAUGCCAUAAAUCCAGAGAUUUCUUUUUUUCAAGACAUAAUACAAACAUGAGAGUAU
Molecule: messenger RNA, 1235 nt
Organism: Mercenaria mercenaria
Lineage: Eukaryota; Metazoa; Mollusca; Bivalvia; Venerida; Veneridae
Exons: 6
Coding region: 202-1029 (275 amino acids)
Biological process (GO): immune response
Cellular component (GO): membrane
Molecular function (GO): tumor necrosis factor receptor binding
Source: RefSeq, a predicted model, not a curated record